AUGGGCCGACUAGCGCUCUCAGCCACCCCCUGGCGCGCUGGGAUUUGGCAACGUGAAGCUCGAUCACAUUGGCAAGGCAUUCCGUAUAUGAUAUGUAUAUUAUGUAAGGAUGUCCAGUGCGCCUCGCUGACUCAUCACAGGGCGGGGGCACAUGACCCACGGCUUUUCUGGGUUUUUGGGAAAACUCUCUCCAAACUGUCGGUGGGGAACGGACGCCAGGUUCGAGACGCCCACCCGUUACGACGAGAGAUGUGCGUAAAUGUAAUCGUUAUGCUCAUUCAACACUCUAAAGAGAUCCAACUGCAAAAGAUACAAGGAAAAGCCAUUGGUCGAUUAUGA
Microsporum canis CBS 113480 is the source of this 339-nucleotide messenger RNA. RefSeq lists its product as uncharacterized. NCBI's taxonomy places the organism in Eukaryota, Fungi, Ascomycota, Eurotiomycetes, Onygenales, Arthrodermataceae. The coding region runs from base 1 to 339 and encodes 112 amino acids. The record is from RefSeq and is a predicted model, not a curated record. The transcript is spliced from 3 exons.